Molecule: messenger RNA, 1882 nt
Organism: Phanerochaete carnosa HHB-10118-sp
Lineage: Eukaryota; Fungi; Basidiomycota; Agaricomycetes; Polyporales; Phanerochaetaceae
Exons: 4
Coding region: 24-1097 (357 amino acids)
Source: RefSeq, a predicted model, not a curated record
CACCCGCGGAGCUCUUAACUGCAAUGUCACUCUACCUCUGCGUCGAUUGUGGCGGCUCCAAGACGUCUGCCGUCGUUUGCGAUGCCACUGGCGAAAUUAAGGGGCGUGCGCUUGGUGGACCUUCCAACUUCGCAUAUCUCGGCAUCGACGCGUUCACGGAAGCGGUCAAGGUGGCCGUCAGCGACGCCCUCAAGACAUGUACGACACCCCACUCGAUCGGGCCGGUCUCGCUGCCCACGAGCCAGCCUCUUUUCGCGGCAGCGUGGCUCGGCGUAUCCGGCGUCGACAGUCAGGGCGCGAUCGACACGAUCACCCCCGUCAUCUCGCGGCUCCUAGGCAUACCGAAGGGGCGCAAUCUCAUCGUAUGCAACGAUACGCACCUCCUCGCAGCACCGCUCCAGAUGCACGACGAUGUCUCGUGCGCGAUCACCUGCAUCGGCGGCACUGGCGGCAUCGUCGUGAGCUUCACGCAGGAGGCAGACGGAAACUUGAAGGAGAUGGGCAGGGUCGGAGGCUGGGGCUGGAUUCUGGGUGACGAGGGCGGGGGAUAUCAUGUCGGUCGGGAAGCCGUGCGCCAAAUCAUCUUGCGUGCGGACGUCGCGUCGGUGGAAGGGCAACAACCAGCCGAAGCGGCCAAGGACACGCUCGUCGGCCGCGUCAUGAAGCAGUUCGGACUGAAGUCGGACGUCUAUGAGCUCCUCUCUGCCGUGCAUAUUCCGGAUCCCGUGCCAAGUCUCACCACCGCAGACCUCAAUGUUCCGCCAUACCUCUACGUCCCACGCGAGAAGCGGCUUUCACAGCUGGCCCCACUCGUGUUCCAGUCUGCGUUCGAAGACGGAGAUCCGCUGGCGCUAAAGGUUCUUGAGAUCUCGAGCGGUGCUCUCGUCGAGCAGAUCUGCAUCCUGCUGCGUCCCCGCGGAGUCAAGGCGAGCGAGGGCGUCAUCUGUUUUGGAGGAUCGCUGGUUGGCGUCGAAAAGUAUAGGAACAUGAUUCUGGACCAACUCGCACAGAAGGGUCAUGAUUUCAAGCGUGUGGAAUUUGUUGACGACGCGGCGGCAGUGGGGGCGAGAGGUCUCGCAAGGGCACACGCAGUGUGAAACUCAAGAGAAAGAAACUAGACUUAAAUGUACGCUGCGGCGUUCUCUCGAGCGCGCUCGACAUUCCGCAGCCGGGCAUAGCUCACAGACCCGCCCGCAAAAUCUGGGCUAAGUUGCUUCUAGCCCCCUGGAUUUUGGAAUAGGCACUCCGUAGCUGGAUCAGACGUCAGUCUUCUGUCAUUCAACGUUCCAACGGCGGGCGAGACAGGGACUACAUGAGCGCUGCAACAUGACGGCCUGGCGCUCCGAAGCCAAUAGGACCGGCGUAGCGUGAUACUGUCCGAGACCGCUGACAAGAAUAUGAGUAAGUGCUUACUUAUGGGUCGCUGUGCAUUUCCUUGGAUAGCCCGUUGGGUGUGAGCCAUAUUUUGGAUGCGCGGCACAAAUGCCGCGCCUGCCAUAUCAACAGUGCGAAACAGAUACCCACGUGCGCUUCGACCAGAGAUAUAUAGGCCCAGUGGCCUCGCAAGUGAGCAACGACAAAACAACCAAACUCCCAUCGAAAACAACUUCACUCUACUCACCAACGCCAAACGAGAUGCUCUCUGCUAUCGAGACCCCCAAGAACACCCACUGUGGCAGCAGCUCUUGCAGCUGCGGUAACACUUGCCAGUGCACCGCCGACAACUGCAAGUGCUGAGCACACAGCCUUUCCAGCUAGCCGCUGUCUUCCAACGUUUGGAUCUUUUCGGCCGCUUCAUGUACCAGCUAUCAACUCAACUCUGUAUGGAUGAGUAACGUCAUGGUGAUGGAUGAAUCUUCGUUGAAUUUAUAACUUUGAAAGC